CACAGCGCGUUAUGGCUCAGUUGCGUGUGGACGCACCACGGAUGUGGACAAGAAUUCCAGCGUUCGGCGCUUAAAUGCCGCAAAGUGCGUGUUUUCAGCUUAGUGCGCUUGCAAUUUGUGCAUGUGUAUGUGAAUGUGUGUGUUCGUGAAUACUCUUCGAGCAGCAAUCCUUAAAGAAACGCGCUAUUUUAUCAGAUAAAUUGUGGUUUGAAGCCUCAAAGUGAACACACAAAUAAUACAAAAAAUUAUAAUUAAAUGUAGCGCUAAUAAAACUGUUAGAUAAUAGCGGCACGUUUCCUCUGUAUAAUAAUAAAAAUCAAGAGCAUAUACGACAACUGCAGUGCUGUAAGCAAAUCUACGGAAAUAAGUAUCACAUAUCCUCGUUUGAUUGCUGAAAAAAUCGCAUGCGAUAAAUAUAUACAUACAUGUACCAUUACUUAAAGCUAUAAACCGACAAAUAUAAGUAAAGUCGCUACUACCCUUCAAACCAGUAAAAUUAUCAAACGGCGUCAUCACAAGCGCGUCAGCAGCAUGUCAAAGAAGCUCUUCAUUCUCGUUUUAACGGUUGCGCUGGUGGCAACAAUAUUUGUUAAUAGUGUUAGGAGCUCCGCAGUGUUGAUCUCUGAUAACGCCAUGUCGGUAAUGGUAGAGCUUUCCUCGCGGCAUCCAUUCUGCAAAAUGCAUACUGAUCGUGGUGAUAUCCAACGUAUGCUGCUGCAAUCGGAUCCCAGACGCAUCCGACAGGUACCGCGCGAAUCGGUUAUGGAGCUAGAGGAAGUUUGCUUAAAAUCCGGCUCGUAUGGGCGCGAGUUUCGUGGAGGCUUGGGUUUUAUCUAUCCCGGCACGAAAUGGUGUGGACCAGGCACCACCGCUGACGAUUAUAAUGAUUUGGGUCCGCAUGUCGCCGAAGAUCGCUGCUGUCGCGAACACGAUCACUGUCCGAAUGUAUUGAAUGUGGGCGAGUGCCGUCGCGGCCUCUGCAAUACCGGCACUUUCACGCGUUCGCAUUGCGACUGUGAUGCACGUUUGCGCAAAUGUUUACAAUCGCUCAAUACAGAAACGGCUAACACGCUCGGCGCGAUAUUCUACAACGUGGUCCAGGUGACUUGCUUCCAAGAGCGCAGUCCAUGCUCGGCGCACCAAAGGGCCGGUUAUAAUAAAACGGAACAAGAUACUAUUUGCGCUCAGUGGCAAUAUCAACCAUCCGAAAAAUAUGUACCCAGUGCACCAGGACGCACUUAAAACAUUUAUACAGAGCAAAAUAAUGAAGAUGAGCGAUAUCGAUGGAGCAACAGAACAACAGAACAACGAAACUUUCAGCAAUUAUCUCAACUUAUUUACUAAAAAUAUAUAAGUACCUAAUUAUACAUACAUACAAUAUACCUGAUUACAAGUGAAUGCAAAUUUCUUAAAGCAAACAAACAAGUAGAAAAUUACGCCAAAUGAUGUCGUGAAGGAAACGAGACGAGAGAAAGUAUUAUUAAAUCUUAUUAAUAUAAAAAUAUUAAUUUUUAUUUGUAAGCAGGUGGCAACGCUAAAUAUUUUAAUAGCACGUAUU
Molecule: messenger RNA, 1558 nt
Organism: Bactrocera tryoni
Lineage: Eukaryota; Metazoa; Arthropoda; Insecta; Diptera; Tephritidae
Product: acidic phospholipase A2 PA4
Exons: 6
Coding region: 532-1242 (236 amino acids)
Biological process (GO): phospholipid metabolic process; arachidonate secretion
Source: RefSeq, a predicted model, not a curated record